Prorocentrum cordatum is the source of this 444-nucleotide messenger RNA. The record is from the annotation of a GenBank genome assembly. NCBI's taxonomy places the organism in Eukaryota, Dinophyceae, Prorocentrales, Prorocentraceae.
AUGUUUUGUUCUCCGUGGGUCCCUGGAGGCUCCCUGGACAAGGUCCCGAAUGGACGUCCGAGCGAUGGCGAGGUCGAGAGAGUGGACUUGCCAAGCCCUGUGACCGCUCCGCCAAGGACCGCGUCGGUGGGGACUGGUUCGCCCGAGCCGCUCUGCCAGCAGACCGCCUCGCGCACGACCGCUGCGCCAGCGAGCGCUGCGCCUGCGGACCGCUUCGCCAGCGGACCGGACGCCUCCGCGGACGACAGCUUCCCCGAGGACCGCUGCGCGGGCGGACCGGCUGCGCAAGCGCACCCCGCUGCGCCAGCGCGCCGCCUCGCCGCCGGGCCCAGCAGCUGUGGGGUGGGCGGGUCGGGCGGCGCGGGGCAUCGCAGCCGCGGGGCCUCCCUCGCCCAAUCUGUGCGAGGGGGGCCGCCGAGUGUGCUUGGCCAGCACAGUCGGUAG